This is a messenger RNA of Scylla paramamosain (green mud crab), 3493 nucleotides long. RefSeq lists its product as uncharacterized. Bases 43 to 1137 code for a protein of 364 amino acids. The record is from RefSeq and is a predicted model, not a curated record. The transcript is spliced from 6 exons. Gene Ontology annotation, molecular function: 2-oxoglutarate-dependent dioxygenase activity. NCBI's taxonomy places the organism in Eukaryota, Metazoa, Arthropoda, Malacostraca, Decapoda, Portunidae.
UCUCUCUCUCGCUCAGACUCGCAAGCCUCAGUGUGUGCCGAGAUGUGCGGGGGUAAGGAGCGUGUGUCUGGCCUCCUCGCCACGCUGGAGAAACGUGGGAUUGACUUAGCCACUCUCAACGCCCUGCCCGCCUACCAGAAACUCCUGCAGAAGCGCGCGCCGCCCCUAGACGAGAACGACAACAAGAAGGAUGCCAAGCGGAAGGCCAAGGGGAGUGACAAGUGUCUGAAUGGCUCUGUGAAUGCUGAAGGAGGCGCUGAAGUGGGCGGAGGAAAAGCGCCACGUGGGUUCUGCUACGCGUUACUGGUUUGUCUCCUGAGCGUGGCGGUGGCGGCGGUGUACCACUACGAACUGAACACCCACCAUGGCUUCGCGAGGUUCUGGCUACGAUGGGAGAAUGUGGAUCUCAACGCUGAGCAGUGCACGAUAGAUAUGCCAGCCUCUGUGCAGGACGUGUUCAGGCCGCCCGUGGAGUGUGGGAUGUGCAAGGACGUGGUGGAGAUAGAGAGAGUGCACACCAUCACCCCCCAGCAGUUUGAGGAAAGGUACGCGUACAGUGGGCGGCCCGUGGUGGUGACGGACGGGCAGAGGAACUGGUCAGCGCCUCACACCUUCUCCUUCACCUUCUUCAAGUCCAUCUACGCAGACGACUCCCCCGUGCUGGAGAACUUCGAGCGGGACUGCCAGUUCUUCCCCUACCAGACCGAGUUCCGGAACCUGCGCCACGUGUUCAACAUGACCCCGGAGAGGGCGGCUAUGCGCGGCGACCCCUGGUACAUUGGAUGGAGUAACUGUGACUCCUCCGCCGCCAACAUCCUGAGGAACCAUUACGAGAGGCCCUACUUCCUGCCCCAGGCCGCCGAAUCCUCUAAGACAGACUGGAUCUUCAUGGGCACGCCGGGCUAUGGGGCGCACAUGCACAUCGACCACGUGGGCAACCCCUCCUGGCAGGCGCAGAUAAGAGGCCGCAAACUCUGGACCCUGGAACCCCCGCCCGAGUGCUUCUUCCAGUGCGUGGGUCUGGAAGUGGUGGUGGAGCCCGGAGAGAUCAUUGUUCUGGACACCAACAUCUGGUACCACAAGACACUCAUUGUAUCUAACGAGCUGAGCAUCACUAUUGGGUCUGAGUACGACUAGACGCUGCCACGACCACCGCCACGACCAGGAACAAGGCCAAGACGAAGAAGAAGAGGGAGAAGAAGAGGAAGGCGAAGAAAAGGACAAGGAACAAGGGGGAAGGGAAGAAAGGGAAAGCAAGAGAAAAAAUUAAAAAGACAGGAUGUUACCGAUAUUACGUGACACAGCGUAGGAAAAAGAAAGAUUUUAUCAAUAUUACGUUACAGGAAGGACAGGAUAUCAUGCGUAGGUGAAGAAUUCUGGGUAAAAUAAUCGCUUAGAGGGUUCACACACAGAUACUGGAAGCAUGAAGGAAAUGUUUAGAGAAUACGCGAAGGGUUGUGCAUGAAAUGAAUUCCAGUUGCGAUGAAUUAAAAUGAAGACUUGAAAAAUGCAUAUAAGUGAAGAUUUCAGGAUAAAAACAGGCGCUUAAAGGCUACAUGGAAACUGGUAAUACGAGAAAAAUACUUAAAAAUAACAAAAAUACACGAAGGGAAAUGCAUUAAAAAGAACUCCAGCGGCGAGAAAUUACAUGAUAAAAAUACAAAAAUGCAUGAAAAGGAGAAAUGUAAGAAUGCGGAAAAUAAAUUACAGAAUGCAUAAACAGACAGUAGAUGCAUUAAGAGGGAAACACAACGGAAAAAAAAUACAAGAAAAAGAAAAAAUGUAAAGAAGGAAAGAAAACAACACAUCCUGAAAACAAAAAAAAAGAGAACGAGAUAAUAGAAAGAAUAAAAAAACGGAGACAUGAAGAGGAAGGAAAGGAAAAUACACACUAAACUCGAAUAAGUGGAAAGAGGAAAAGGCGAAGCGAAAGAAAAAGAGAACAGCGGAAGCCAUAAUACAGGGGAAGCAGGAUGGAGAAAAGAGAAAGAGAGAAUGCAAUAAAGCAGAACGGGGAUGAAAGAAGGGAGACGAAACAAAAUGCAAAAUAAAGCGAACAGUAAUAAAUGGAGAGAGAAAGAAAAUGGAGAGAGAUAACGAUACACUGCACUGAAAAGGAGGAAGAGAAGAAGAGGAAGAAGACAAACAAAAGACGUAGGAGAAAUAGAACAAUGAAAAUAAGAAGAAAAAGAAGAAAGAAGAAAAAAAGGGAAAAGAGAGAGAGAGCAAUUAACUUCAUAGGGAAUAAAAAUGUUUAGAAAGCAAAUUUGGGAAGAAAACGGUGAUGUUUUUCAUAUUUCAAGGGGGAGCUGUUAUAAUCUAUAUCGGAGUAGGGGGAAAGAGAGAGAGAGAGAGAGAGAGAGAGAGAGAGAGAGAGAGAGAGAGAGAGAGAGAGAGAGAGAGAGAGAGAGAUCCCCGUCAUUAAUUUCAUGUUACUGUUAACGACAUUCUCUCUCUCUCUCUCUCUCUCUCUCUCUCUCUCUCUCUCUCUCUCUCUCUCUCUCUCUCUCUCUUAAAGUUCCUGUGUUUCAUUAUAUUAUUACCUUAUUUCAUCUAAUUUCGUUCAGUUUGCAUUCAGUUCAGCGUAGUAUUAUAUUCCAUCACUUUUUACAAUGUUGCAUUUCAUCACCACCCCCAGUUACGCCACAUUUCUCAUCCACAUGUAUCGUUUCUCCCUUUUUAUUAACGCAACACAAACGCCACAUUUCAAUUCCCAUUUCUCUUUGCCUGACUUUUUUUAAUUAUUUUUUUUUUCUCAUCAUUGGAAGUGUUUGUUUGUAUUACUUUUUUUUUUGCUUUACUUUUUUUACUUUCUCUCGUGACAUGAUUUCUCUUUAUUUUUAUUUUAUUUUUGGUGCUUGUGUGCGUGUGUGUGUGUGUGUGUGUGUGUGUGUGUGUGUGUGUGUGUGUGUGUGUGUGUGUGUGUGUGUGUGUGUGUGUGCUCAGUCAUUACUUCCUCUGUAAUUCGUCAAAUGUCACUCGCUUUGAUACGAAAACGAAAAGAAAAAAAAAAGAAAAAAAAACGGCUUUACCACUCAAUACGUGCGCAUUUAUGAGGUGCUGAGUGAAACAUGACGUGAUGUGUUGACUGUAGGUGUGACAGGUGAGCGCGUGAACAGGUAACUCCCAGGUGACUAAAGGUAACAUAAGCUCCAACAAGCCAAUAGGCCUACACGUUGCAGUCCCUGAUAUGAUGGAAUUGGACACUUUUUUUUUUACGCCUACCUACACUAACCAUCAGACUUACAUACAUAAAUACCUUUUACUAACCUGAAAUAUACCUGUGAUUAAAUUUCUAGUCGUAAGUUAAAAAUACACACACACACGUAUCCCAGUCGUGUGUGUGUGUGAGUGUGUGUGUGUGUGUUGUUUUCCUCAUCCCAUACAUACGUAGUGCAGUAAAUAUGUAUACAGUAAUUAGUUAAGGUAUGUGUAUCUCGUCUUAGGUGUGAUCUAUAUUUUUGCAACAUUAAAAAGAGAACGCUGGCAUCAA